Oncorhynchus keta (chum salmon) is the source of this 1740-nucleotide messenger RNA. RefSeq lists its product as uncharacterized. The transcript has 2 exons. Lineage: Eukaryota; Metazoa; Chordata; Actinopteri; Salmoniformes; Salmonidae. The coding region runs from base 583 to 1332 and encodes 249 amino acids. The record is from RefSeq and is a predicted model, not a curated record.
CUCUUCUCCAGACCAUUUCCGGAGACCUUUUCCCUUACCUCACCUCGCUCAUCAACUCAUCCCUGACCGCUGGCUACGUCCCUUCCGUCUUCAAGAGAGCGAGAGUUGCACCACUUCUGAAAAAACCUACACUCGAUCCCUCCGAUGUCAACAACUACAGACCAGUAUCCCUUCUUUCUUUUCUCUCCAAAACUCUUGAACGUGCCGUCCUUGGCCAGCUCUCCCGCUAUCUCUCUCAGAAUGACCUUCUUGAUCCAAAUCAGUCAGGUUUCAAGACUAGUCAUUCAACUGAGACUGCUCUUCUCUGUAUCACGGAGGCGCUCCGCACUGCUAAAGCUAACUCUCUCUCCUCUGCUCUCAUCCUUCUAGACCUAUCGGCUGCCUUCGAUACUGUGAACCAUCAGAUCCUCCUCUCCACCCUCUCCGAGUUGGGCAUCUCCGGCGCGGCCCACGCUUGGAUUGCGUCCUACCUGACAGGUCGCUCCUACCAGGUGGCGUGGCGAGAAUCUGUCUCCUCACCACGCGCUCUCACCACUGGUGGCGAAUCGCAUCUCUGCAUGUCUGGCAGACAUAUCAGUGUGGAUGACGGAUCACCACCUCAAGCUGAACCUCGGCAAGACUGAGCUGCUCUUCCUCCCGGGGAAGGACUGCCCGUUCCAUGAUCUCGCCAUCACGGUUGACAACUCCAUUGUGUCCUCCUCCCAGAGCGCUAAGAACCUUGGCGUGAUCCUGGACAACACCCUGUCGUUCUCAACUAACAUCAAGGCGGUGGCCCGUUCCUGUAGGUUCAUGCUCUACAACAUCCGCAGAGUACGACCCUGCCUCACACAGGAAGCGGCGCAGGUCCUAAUCCAGGCACUUGUCAUCUCCCGUCUGGAUUACUGCAACUCGCUGUUGGCUGGGCUCCCUGCCUGUGCCAUUAAACCCCUACAACUCAUCCAGAACGCCGCAGCCCGUCUGGUGUUCAACCUUCCCAAGUUCUCUCACGUCACCCCGCUCCUCCGCUCUCUCCACUGGCUUCCAGUUGAAGCUCGCAUCCGCUACAAGACCAUGGUGCUUGCCUACGGAGCUGUGAGGAGAACGGCACCUCAGUACCUCCAGGCUCUGAUCAGGCCCUACACCCAAACAAGGGCACUGCGUUCAUCCACCUCUGGCCUGCUCGCCUCCCUACCACUGAGGAAGUACAGUUCCCGCUCAGCCCAGUCAAAACUGUUCGCUGCUCUGGCUCCCCAAUGGUGGAACACACUCCCUCACGACGCCAGGACAGCGGAGUCAAUCACCACCUUCCGGAGACACCUGAAACCCCACCUCUUUAAGGAAUACCUAGGAUAGGAUAAAGUAAUCCUUCUCACCCCCCCCUUAAAAGAUUUAGAUGCACUAUUGUAAAGUGGCUGUUCCACUGGAUGUCAUAAGGUGAAUGCACCAAUUUGUAAGUCGCUCUGGAUAAGAGCGUCUGCUAAAUGACUUAAAUGUAAAUGUUAAAUCUCAGUGCUAGAGGUGUCACUACAGACCCUUUUUACUGGUACUGUAUGAUGAAGAGGGUGGGGCUUAAGCUGCUUCCCUUUCUCACCCAAUGGCCCUGUUAAAAUAAAUAUCUGUUUUUUGCCAAUUUUUACCACACACUUGUUGUUUGUGUACAUGAAUUUUAUAAUGUAUGUUUUCCCCCAACACGACUUUCCAUCAAUUUCUAUAGCAGACCCUCAUGCCAAAUUGGGUCAAAAGCUUUUUUGAAAUCAACAA